AUGAGUAUAUUAAGGGCUACUCACAUGAAAGGUUUUUCAACUAUUUUCAUCACUAUAUUAUUAUUAUUAUUAUUAUUAUCAUUUUCAUUUUCAAUAAAAGAAGAAGCUUCAAAUGUACAAGAAGUGCCAUGUUUUUUCAUAUUUGGAGAUUCACUUGUUGAUAAUGGUAAUAAUAAUUUAUUAGAUACCUUCGUUAAAUCUAAUUACUUGCCCUACGGUAUUGACUUUCCUUUUGGACCCACCGGACGAUUUAACAAUGGUCGAACUGUUGUUGAUGUUUUGGCUGAAUUACUAGGAUUUACAAAUUUUAUUCCACCAUUUUCAAUUGCAAGUUUUAAUGAUUCAAUAAAGGGUGUCAACUUUGCAUCUGGAGCUGCUGGCAUUAGAGAUGAUUCUGGCAGGUUUUUGGGAGUAAAUAUUCCAAUGAAUGGACAAAUAAACAACUUUGCAAUAGUAGUUGAUAGAAUGAGGGAGUAUUUUGGUGGGAAUUGGAAGAAUUUCCAAAAUCAUAUUAGCAAAUGUAUUGUUUAUUCUGGAAUGGGAAACAAUGACUACCUCAACAACCUUUUGGUUCCUCAGUGGCUCAAUUCUUCUUCUUCAACCCAAUUUUCUCCUCAACAGUAUACUGACAUACUCAUCCAACAAUAUUCACGUCAACUUAAGGUUUUGUAUAGGCUUGGAAUUAGAAAGGUGAUUGUUACUGCAAUUGGACAAAUUGGAUGCAUACCUAUCAUGAAAUAUAUGAAUGGGUCCCACUAUUAUUGUAAUGAGAAUCUUAACUAUUAUGCGAAGAUAUUUAAUUCAGCCUUACGAGGCCUUGUUGAUAAAUUUAAUUAUGGUCACCUGCCUGGAGCCAAGUUUGUGUACUUGGAUCUUUUUCAAGGGGGCGUAGAAUUAAUCGAGAAUAAAUCAUUAUACGGUUUAGAGGUAGUAGAUAAAGGAUGUUGUGGAGAGGGGACAUACCUUUGGAAGUUGACAUGCUUUCCAUGGCAAACUCCUUGUGCAGAUCGGCAAAAGUACUUCUAUUGGGAUGGAUAUCACCCAACUGAAGUGGUUCAUGCAAUAAUUGCCAAUAAAGCAUACACCUCCAAUUUGUAUUCUUACCCAAUUAACAUAAAGGAUUUAGCAAUGCUCUAAUAAGUUUUUAUUCUUUUUUACUCAUUCAGCUUUUACAAUGUAAUACUUUUCUUGUGGUUUGAAAUGUACUCCACAGUGUAAUACUUGUAUUUUUUUACUCUAACAAUAUAUGCGGAUCAAGAA
This is a messenger RNA of Amaranthus tricolor (Joseph's coat), 1260 nucleotides long. Its product is annotated as GDSL esterase/lipase At1g33811-like. Gene Ontology annotation, molecular function: hydrolase activity, acting on ester bonds. Lineage: Eukaryota; Viridiplantae; Streptophyta; Magnoliopsida; Caryophyllales; Amaranthaceae. The transcript is spliced from 5 exons. The record is from RefSeq and is a predicted model, not a curated record. The coding region runs from base 1 to 1137 and encodes 378 amino acids.